AGUUGGUAUAUUUCUCUAAAUUAAAAUAUGUGGGAAAAGCAAGCGCAAUAAAUUUAGUGAAGCGGGCGGUUGCAAGCGUUGAAUAAUAUACGUACCCCUUAUUCGUCUUCUUCGGACCUCAUUCAACAGGACAGCAAUUAACUCUCAUUUCCAUGGCGGAAAAUCAAUCACUCCACUGGCACCGCAGUGACCCCCAAAGCGGCUAUUGCUCACAAACCAGAAUUUACCGCAGCCUCCACCCCGCCAUCCCUCUUCCUCCGCCAUCCGCGCCCCUCUCCAUCUCCUCCUACGCCAUAUCCCUUCUUCACUGCCCCACCACCCCUACCUCCGCCGCCCUCUCCAACACCGCAUUCCUCAUCGAUGCAGACACCGGCCACCGCCUCACUUACUCCGCUUUCCUCCAGCGAGUCAGGUCCCUCUCAUCCUCCCUCAACUCCCUCAUCUCCAAGAACGACGUCGCUUUCAUCAUCUCCCCGCCCUCGUUCCACGUCCCCGUCCUCUACUUCUCUCUCCUCUCUCUCGGCGUGGCCAUCUCGCCGUCCAACCCGCUCUCCUCCCCGUCCGAGCUGGCCCAUCAAAUCCAGCUCAGCAAACCUUCGGUCGCCUUCUCCACCUCAGCAUUCGCCCACAAACUCCCGCCGAAUCUCCGCGUCGUCCUCCUCGAUUCCCCUGAGUUCCUCUCCAUGCUUGAAUCUAGGUCUCCGAUCAGCUCCGCCGCCGCCGCCGUGAACCAGUCGGAUACCGCCGCCGUACUCUAUUCCUCCGGCACCACCGGUAAAGUAAAAGGCGUCGUGUUGACCCACCGCAACUUGAUAGCUGUGAUAACGCAAUUUUAUCACAACGCAAAAGCGAAACGCGGAGACAUGGUCGUUUACGAUCAUCCUGUUUCACUUUUCACGCUGCCGUUGUUCCACGUCUUUGGAUUAUUCAUGAUGAUAAGGGCGGCGUCGAUGGGGGAGAGCCUGGUGCUGAUGGAGAAGUUCGAUUUUGUGAAGAUGCUGGCGGCGGUGGAGAGAUACAGAGUGACUUAUAUGCCGGUGGCGCCGCCGCUCAUCGUUGCGAUGGUGAAGUCGGAUUUGGUAGAUAAGUAUGACUUGAGCUCGCUGCAGGUGCUGGGAUCGGGAGGAGCGCCGCUGGGGGAGGAUGUUGCCGAGCGGUUCAAGGCUAAAUUCCCUCACGUGGGUAUUGUCCAGGGCUAUGGUUUGACUGAGACUGCAGGAGGGAUCACACGUACAACUGAAGCUGAGGAUGUCCAGCGAUAUGGAUCUGUAGGCCGCUUGGCUGAGAACAUGGAAGCCAAGAUAGUUGAUCCUGAGAGUGGGGAGUCCUUACCUCCUGGACAACGUGGAGAGUUAUGGUUACGAGGGCCUGCAGUUAUGAAAGGUUAUGCAGGAGACGAUGCAGCUACAGCUGCAACCUUGGAUUCAGAAGGGUGGUUAAAGACCGGGGAUCUAUGUUAUUUUGACUCUGACGGGUUACUCUACAUUGUUGAUAGGUUGAAAGAAUUGAUAAAAUACAAGGGAUAUCAGGUUCCGCCAGCAGAGCUGGAACAAUUACUUCAGUCAAUUCCUCAAAUUGCUGAUGCAGCAGUGAUCCCAUAUCCCGAUGAAGAAGCAGGCCAGAUUCCUAUGGCCUGUGUUGUGAGAAAACCCGGUACCACCAUUUCUGCAACUCAGAUAAUGGAGUUGAUCGCGAAACAGGUUGCUCCAUAUAAAAAGAUUAGACGAGUUUCAUUUGUGAAUGCAAUCCCAAAAUCUCCAGCAGGAAAGAUCUUGCGGCGGGAGUUGGUUCAUCUUGCUCUCUCCACUUCUUCAUCUAAAUUGUAAAAAUCAAAUACUAUAUCACAUACCUCACAAUUUCCAAACUCUUGUUUCCAAUUGUUCUUUUCUCCCUUGUUGUAAAAGACCAAUAAUUAAAGGCCUGGGUGAAAAUACAAUACUACUUUUUGGUGAAUUUCAUCUUUUCGGAUUUCAGUCACCACCAAAAA
Messenger RNA from Salvia miltiorrhiza (redroot sage), 1987 nucleotides. Its product is annotated as 4-coumarate--CoA ligase-like 9. NCBI's taxonomy places the organism in Eukaryota, Viridiplantae, Streptophyta, Magnoliopsida, Lamiales, Lamiaceae. The record is from RefSeq and is a predicted model, not a curated record. The transcript has 6 exons. The coding region runs from base 153 to 1826 and encodes 557 amino acids. Gene Ontology annotation, molecular function: CoA-ligase activity.